GUCGGUGCGCCGCGCCGCGCAUUGUGUGACCCGCUGGCCUUCCGGAAGGAAGCCGGGGACCCUGGGUAUGGCGGCCGUGGCGGAGCAGUGGGUUCUGGUGGAGAUGGUACAGGCGCUCUACGAGGCUCCUGCUUACCAUCUUAUUUUGGAAGGAAUUCUAAUACUUUGGAUAAUCAGACUUCUUUUCUCUAAAACUUACAAACUACAAGAACGAUCUGAUCUUACAGUCAAGGAAAAGGAAGAAUUGAUUGAAGAGUGGCAACCAGAACCUCUUGUUCCUCCUGUUUCAAAAGACCAUCCUGCUCUCAACUACAACAUCGUUUCAGGCCCGCCAAGCCACAAAAUUGUGGUGAAUGGAAAAGAAUGCAUAAACUUUGCCUCAUUUAACUUUCUUGGGUUGGUGAAUAACAGGGGAUCUGGGGGCCUGCAGGCUCCUCCUGAGCCAUGGACUUGGCCCCAAGCCUUGGAGUUUGGCUUGGUAGAAGGCAAUGACCAGGGAUCAUGCUCCAGAUACAGGCCUGGAGGCACCAGAGUGAUGUCUAAAAAGAAGUGGAUUUGGAGCCAGACAUCUGAGUUCCAGCUACGACUUAUACCCCCAGGCUAUGGGCUAGGAAAGGCCGACUGUACCCGGUGCACAGAAGGCGCGGAGCUGACGCCGAGGCUCGUCUGA
Manis javanica (Malayan pangolin) is the source of this 670-nucleotide messenger RNA. NCBI's taxonomy places the organism in Eukaryota, Metazoa, Chordata, Mammalia, Pholidota, Manidae. The record is from RefSeq and is a predicted model, not a curated record.